This is a messenger RNA of Nakaseomyces glabratus, 1860 nucleotides long. RefSeq names its product Rmd8p (gene RMD8). The record is from RefSeq and is a predicted model, not a curated record. Lineage: Eukaryota; Fungi; Ascomycota; Saccharomycetes; Saccharomycetales; Saccharomycetaceae.
AUGAGUUAUAGAGACACUGGGAUGGAUAAGAAAGGUACAGGGACGAUGUCGAAGAGGUCGCCCUCUAUCCUGGUGACAGAUGCCAGGACCAGCAAGAACAGGCGAAGUGCGCCGUUUGCUGGGCAUGCCGCUGGUGUGCGGAGUGCGUCUUCCUCUACUGGUAGUGGGAGUAGCGCCUCUGCUGAGCGUGGUGCUGAGUUGAUGAAAUAUGUUAAUGGUAACCUGCGUGGGAGCCGUGGCCAGUAUGCAGCCACUGGUGGGCGCAGCAGUAGUAACCACGGUACCGGUGACCUCAGUAAUAGAGGUACUAGUUCUCCUCCGAGACGCAGGGCGUCUGGUAGGUUCAGUGAAAUAUCCAUAGAUAAUAUACUAUCAGACCGCUCUGAUGUGCCGUCUGGUAGAAGAGAAGAAAGAGGCUCUAAUUCUAGCUUUGAUAGGAGUAUGAUAUAUGACCGUUUGCACCCACAACCGAUAAGGAAAAUGAUUAACACAUUGCCUAUAAGAACGUCGAAAACGUCACAAAAACUGGUCCUCAUACCUGAGGAUGGUUCUGUCCCGCCGACUAGAGGUGCAUUAGAGAGAAGAGAACAGCCAACAUUUGUCAAGCGAAACCCAACUGAGAGGAUACCAAAGAGCAGCAGAGAUCACAGGUUGUCCCGGAUAACCGCAUAUAACCUAGCAGAAGGGUUUAACCUGAAAUUGCUGUCAAAGUUUCUCAAGUCUACACACGAAGUCAAGCCUAGACUUUACGAUGAAUGUUUAUACAUCGCUUAUACAUUGCCAUUGUUGCCAGGGAAGGAUGGAUUCAGACUAAAAUCCAACGUAUCCAAGAAGGUUGUUGGUGGUAAAACCUUGAUUGAAAAAUUAAUUGAUACUAGUGAGCAAAGAGAUCACCAUUAUGAGUACUAUUCUGGUGUAGAGACAUUAGAGGAUGCGAAUAACAAUUACGAGCUUGAUCCAACUAGUGUUGACAACGAAAAUAAUAACAAUAGUAAUAAUAAUCCAGCAGAUUCGUUUGAUCCAAGUGAGCCACAAUAUUUUGCAGAAGAGACACCAAAGGAACAGCUAGAAAGGGAACGCUCUGAAAGCUUACAUAUUAAUCCGGGAAGUAAGCCGAUAGCGGUAAAUGCCGAUGAAGAUCAACAUGCUGAAAUUUUUGUAUUUCACUAUGGUGUUAUUGUGUUUUGGAAUUUUACUGAGGAGGAAGAAAAGAAUUUAUUAGGUGAUAUCGCGUUCUCUGACUACAAGAAUCUAGUGAUAAGGCCCUUAGAUGAACAAGAUAUUGAGAUAGAGCAAUUUCAUUUUGAAUAUGACAAGGAUACGGAGAGACCCAGAAUUUUCAACGAUAUCAUUACAUUGAGAUCAGGGGAUCACAUUAUAGAAUUAACUUUGUCCCAUGCAAUUGCUCAAUCUUCGAAACUUUCUAGAUUUGAAUCAAGAAUUUCUCCCAUUCUAACCACUGUUACUAGACUUCCAAAAAGAUUGGCACUGUAUGGUACAUUGGGUCUGAAAAGAGAACAGUUAAUUAAAAAAUCGGGAAAACUGUUCAAGUUGAGAGUUGAUGUCAACUUGUCGUCAAGUGUUUUAGAUACUCCAGAGUUCUUUUGGUCAUUUGAGCCAAGUUUGCAUCCGCUGUAUGUUGCCAUGCGGGAAUAUCUUGAAAUCGACCAAAGGGUUCAAGUACUAAAUGAUAGGUGUAUGGUCUUUCUCGAAUUUUUUGAUAUAUGUGUCGAUUCUAUAGCUGAGAGAAACAUUGUGCGCGUUACGUGGUGGUUCUUUGUCGCUAUAGUAAUUACGGUGAUAUUUUCAUUGAUUGAAGUUUUCAUCAGAUAUCUCAUUAUUAAUCGACUCAAACACUAG